Aphanomyces invadans is the source of this 1951-nucleotide messenger RNA. Its product is annotated as hydroxymethylglutaryl-CoA reductase (NADPH). The record is from RefSeq and is a predicted model, not a curated record. Lineage: Eukaryota; Oomycota; Saprolegniomycetes; Saprolegniales; Verrucalvaceae. Gene Ontology annotation, cellular component: peroxisomal membrane; endoplasmic reticulum membrane. The coding region runs from base 33 to 1913 and encodes 626 amino acids. The transcript is spliced from 4 exons. Gene Ontology annotation, biological process: isoprenoid biosynthetic process; sterol biosynthetic process; coenzyme A metabolic process. Gene Ontology annotation, molecular function: protein binding; hydroxymethylglutaryl-CoA reductase (NADPH) activity.
GCGCCGUGGAAGGGACCUGCCCAACGACAGCCAUGAUGCUGAUUGCCCUCGCGACAGUUGCGGUCAGCUCCGAAGGCGUCCGAUCGGUGCUGGAAGAAAUCUUUGCGUGGCUCGUGCAAGUGCUCGUGGACAACACGCAGGAAUUCUUCUGGGGCUUGCUGCUCAUGACUUGUUUUUGCCUCCUGAGCUACAUCAUGGAACCGGAGAAACCCAAAGAGCACCUCCGCGAUAUGGCUGGUGGAAGUAACUCUUCGAACAAACCACGAUGGGAAGUAUUCCGCGUGACCAACUAUUUUGUGAGCGCGUUGUUCGUGGUGUCGUUGUCGCUCUUGAUCUCGCAUCAAAACACCCACCACUCCAUUGACACCAGCACCACGUCCAAGUCGAUAUCAACCAUGUCAUCGAACCCAAUGGUGUUCUAUGCGGCAUCAUGCGGAUGUAUCAUGUCGCUGACGUACUUUUUCGCGUUUUUUGCUGUUGGAUUCGUGUCCAACCAAAUGCAUGAAGACUCAUCUGAAGACGAAAAGGAAGUGGACGACGCCAAGUGGAAGGACGUAAAGAAGCAAGCAAAGUCUUCCAAUGUCGCAGCCCCGUGCCAGCCCCCCAUGAAACCUAUCGCGCCUACAAAACCUGUUGCCGCCAGUUUGGUUCCACUUGAUGCUGACGAUAAAGCAAUCCUGACGAAGCUCACCACGAAGAAUCCGACCACCGGUCGCCCUCUCCUUGCCCUGCAUGACUUGGAAAAGACGCUACAAGACUACGAGCGAGCUGUCCGCAUUCGUCGUCACUACUUUGAAGCUCAAAGCAACCUUGACUUCACGCAUCUCCCCAUUGAGGGCUACGACUACAGCAAGAUCUACGGAAGCAACUGUGAGGUGGUUGUGGGCUAUGUGCCCAUGCCGGUCGGGUUAGCUGGCCCCAUCCGCGUGAAUGGAGACAUGGUGUACUUGCCCAUGGCAACCACGGAAGGUUGCUUGAUCGCCAGUACCAAUCGCGGAUGCAAGGUGUUGAGCAUGGAUCCUCGUGGUGUCGAAGCGAUAAUCUUGGGGGAUGCUAUUACUCGUGCUCCAUGUGUCCGCUUCGAACGUGCGGCGGAUGCUGCGGCCCUCAAAGCAUUCUUGGACGACAAGACCAACUUCGAUGCGCUCGCGAGUGAAUUCAACUCCACGACUCGUUACGGCCGCAUGACCAGCGUUAAGACUAUUCAGUCGGGUCGGAACUGCUACAUUCGCCUCGCGUGCAAUGCAGGCAACGCUAUGGGGAUGAAUAUGGUGUCCAAAGGCACGCUGGCUGUCCUCGCCUACCUCAAGACUUUGUUCCCGUCGAUGGAUCUGAUUGCGAUCUCGGGCAAUGUGUGCACGGACAAAAAAAGCGCCGCCAUUAAUUGGAUCGACGGACGCGGCAAGUCGGUGGUGGCCGAUGCUGUCGUCAAGGCGAGUGUUGUGGAAUCGAUAUUAAAGACGACCGUCGACGCACUCGUUGACUUGAAUAUUCAAAAGAACUUUGUCGGCUCUGCCAUGGCUGGUUCGCUUGGCGGGUUCAACGCGCACGCGGCCAACAUCCUCACUGCCAUAUACCUUGCCACGGGCCAAGAUCCUGCGCAGAACGUGGAAUCGUCCAGUUGCAUGACCAACAUGGAGAAAACUGCCAACGGUGAUCUGUACUUGAGUGUGACCAUGCCGUCGAUGGAGGUGGGCACGGUCGGUGGUGGUACGCACUUGGCGCCUCAGCAAGCGUGCCUUGGCCUUAUGGGCUGCGCACCGCACCAGAUCCACGAAGUGGGCGAGUCUGGUGCCCGCCGCCUCGCGUGCGCGAUAGCCGCGGGGGUCAUGGCCGGCGAGUUGUCUCUUCUCGCGGCACUCGCGACGAACGAACUGGUCAAGAGCCACAUGGAUUUGAACCGCAAAAAGUAGACGCUGUAAUAAUAUAUUGUUGCAUUUUGGAAUUUUCG